Messenger RNA from Candida tropicalis MYA-3404, 1017 nucleotides. It is a transcript of the gene GRE2, whose product is annotated as Gre2p. The record is from RefSeq and is a predicted model, not a curated record. NCBI's taxonomy places the organism in Eukaryota, Fungi, Ascomycota, Pichiomycetes, Serinales, Debaryomycetaceae. The transcript has a single exon. The coding region runs from base 1 to 1017 and encodes 338 amino acids. Gene Ontology annotation, molecular function: oxidoreductase activity, acting on the CH-OH group of donors, NAD or NADP as acceptor.
AUGUCAACUACUGUUUUUGUUUCAGGAGCAACUGGAUUCAUUGCUCAAAAUAUCAUAAAAGAAUUAUUAUCCAAGGAUUAUAAAGUCAUUGGAAGUGUUAGAUCUGAAAAAAAGGGGCAAGAUUUGGAAAAGUUGAUCAAUUCUUCAAAUUUCAAAUAUACCAUUGUACCAGAAAUAGGAACACCAGGAGCAUUUGAUGAAACUUUAAAAGAAAAUCCAGAAAUCAAAGUUGUUUUACAUACUGCAAGUCCAGUAUUUUUCACUUCUGAUGAUGUUAAGAAAGAAAUCUUGGAUCCAGCUGUUGAAGGUACUAAGAAUGUAUUAGUCGCUGUUCAGAAAUAUGGUACUAAUGUUGAAAGAUUUGUUUAUACUUCAAGUACAGUUUGUGUUCUUCCAUUUGGUACCGGUCAAUCACCUAAAGAAGCUAGAGUUUUCACUGAAGAAGAUUUUAAUCCAAUUACUGAAGAGCAAGGUGUUGCAAAUGCAUUUGCUGCUUAUAGUGCUGGGAAAACAUUUGCUGAAAAAGAAGUUUGGAAAUUUAUGGAAACUGAAAAACCCAAAUUUAAAGUAUCAUUUGUACUUCCACUGUUUGUAUUUGGACCGCAAGCAUAUAAAGUGGAUGAUAACACGAAAUUAAAUUUUACAUCAGGUAUAAUUAAGUCAUUAUUACAAAUGAAGCCAGAUGAUGAAAUUCCAGAAAAUUUAGGAUACUUUAUUGACGUUAGAGAUGUUGCAAAAGCUCAUUUAGUUGCAUUUGAAAAGGAUGAAGCGAUUAAUCAAAGAUUAUUAUUAACUAAUGAAAGAUUCACCAAUGAAUUAAUUGCACAUAUAAUUAGUUCUAAUUUCCCACAACUUAAUAUUCCAAAAGGAGAUGUUGUUAAAAGUGAAGAACAACUUCAAAACGAUUGUUGGACAACAGAUACUUCUAAAACGGAAGCAAUACUUGGAUUUAAAUAUAUUGGUUUAGAUGAUUCUAUUAUUGAUUCGGUUGAACUGUUGCUUGAUAGUUCUGAAUAG